Messenger RNA from Chaetomium fimeti, 1365 nucleotides. RefSeq lists its product as uncharacterized. The transcript has 3 exons. Bases 37 to 1311 code for a protein of 424 amino acids. NCBI's taxonomy places the organism in Eukaryota, Fungi, Ascomycota, Sordariomycetes, Sordariales, Chaetomiaceae. The record is from RefSeq and is a predicted model, not a curated record.
GUCCACGGGGGUAAAGACCAGUCCCAGCCAUCGACGAUGAAGGCCGCCCUCCAAACGCUCAAGGUUAUCUGGAAUCAGAAGGUCACUGAAGAGCUGGAAAAGGAACUGUCGAGCGUGGAGCAAAGCCUGCACUUACACGCAACCGUCUCCGUCAAGAUCAAACUGGAAAAGGGCGCAAUCCAGUUGAACGACGCCCUGGCAACUCUCGACGCCCGCACCAAGAGCUUGCUCACUUCCAAGUCGUUCUUGGCUAAUUUCAGCCAACUAAAUGCCCACUGCGAGGAAAUACUGGAGCGCCAGAGCCGGACCGACCAACUUGCAACAAGUCGUCACCACGAACUUCUCGCCUCUCUUAACACGGUUCGCGGAGAACCCUACACACGGGGGUUCAGCGAAUGGCGGCUGAAACACGAGCAAGGCAACCUCAUCCAGGACCAAAUCCUGGCAUCCCUAUGGUUUCCUCUCAUGCCCGACCGGGAGGAAAGCAUCCUCAGCGCAUACCAUGAGACGUUCGAGUGGCCGGGAUCAGGAAAAAGCACGCUCAUGAAAUUCAUCUCGCGUCAUCCAACCACAAAACACCUCCUCCAAGAAUGGGCAGGCGGAGAAGAUCUUGUGAUAGCCGGUUUCUUCUUCCACUACAUGGGUUCUGGCCUCCAAAAGUCCGAGCUUGGCGCUUUUCGUGGCCUACUCUACCAUAUCCUCUCCCAACGACGCGACCUAAUCCAGGUGGCUUUCCCGGAAAGAUUCAGAGCACUGAGUUUGUCGAAGGACUGGCCUGUCCCGUUUGAGCCCACCGUCAUCGAGCUCAAGACAGCCCUCCAUACGGUUAUCCAGGACGCCCCGUCCACCCACCUAUUCCUCCUUGUCGAUGGUCUCGACGAGUAUAAUGCCGACAGUGCACAUCUGGAAGGUUUGGUCACCACAUUGCGGAGUCUCUCCACCUCCCCGAAUGUGAAAGUCCUUCUAUCCAGCAGACCCUGGAUUGUCUUCGAACGGGCGUUUGCAAAUUGCCCACGCCUACAAGUGCAUGAUCUUACCCGACCGGACAUCGCCCGUUUCGUUACAGACAAGUUCAGGCAGCAUCAGCGGCUCUGGGACCUCAUGCCUGGAUAUGAGAGAGCGAAGGAGAGCCUCGUGAUCGAGGUCGUAAAUGCGUCAUGCGGUGUGUUCCUUUGGGUUCGCCUCGCUGUCCACUCAGAUCCCUCAACACUACCGCACCCAGGCGGCACGUCUUCUCUUACUCGUGGAAUGCAACAUCAAGGUUGGCCCUCUCAACCAGGAACUGCACCUCAGAUCAUUGGCGUUCGCUGAGAUAGAUGGCCCAGAACUGCCCUUCUCGGCUGCAGUCAAACCAUUGAAGGAGGC